UCUCAGCACUGUCGAUGCUUCUGCUCUUCACCACGGUAGGAAAAUCUGCAAUGCUGACUGACAACCUCCAGACCACAGCAGCGCCUGCUUUGUCAAACUCAUCUCUGAGCACGCAGCUCAACAACAACAGUAUGGAGGAACCUAUGGUUCUGCGCUCACACAGAUCAUGUGGAAGUGAACAUGUAAACUACUGUGAAAAUGGUGGAGAGUGCAUGUACCCUCAAGACAAUGACCAACCUUUUUGCAUCUGCAAGUCUUCGUACAGCGGGCAUCGCUGCCUGUUCUUCAGUGAACGCUCUCACACUCUGCCCGAGUUAGAGCAACUGAUUGGCAUCAUUUUUGGGGUGGUUAUUCUCUUCUUUGUCCUGGCCAUCAUAAUUUACUGCUUCGCCAGUAAGAGGUGUAAAAAAUCGGUACCGCUGAUAAAAUCUGCACCAUCUGAGUUGUCGGUGUAACCCCCACAACUAACUCUUUGUCAUCAUCAUUGUCACCACUUUCAGUAUUAUCUCUCAGUGGAAAAAACAUAAACCAUAAUGUUUUAUCAUACUGUAUAAGCCACAGCACAGAUUUACAAAGCAAUUAAGAGACUAGAAGAUUAAUCUGCCUUUUGAUGUUGAACAAGGUCAGAUAUUAAUCACUUUAUUGCCUUUAAAGAUUGAGGGAGAACAAAUAUGACUUUCUAUCGUAAUAUGUCAUCCAUCCAUCCAUCGUCAACCGCUUAUCCUGUACAGGAGGGGCUGGAGCCAAUCCUAGCUGACAUCAGGCAAAAAGUGGGGUACACCC
Molecule: messenger RNA, 783 nt
Organism: Micropterus dolomieu (smallmouth bass)
Lineage: Eukaryota; Metazoa; Chordata; Actinopteri; Centrarchiformes; Centrarchidae
Gene: epgn
Product: epithelial mitogen homolog (mouse)
Exons: 4
Coding region: 15-455 (146 amino acids)
Biological process (GO): epidermal growth factor receptor signaling pathway; positive regulation of cell population proliferation; positive regulation of mitotic nuclear division
Source: RefSeq, a predicted model, not a curated record